CGUGGCUUGUACAAUAUAAACACUGCUGUUCCGCUCAUGAUCGCUUACACUGGAUUUCAAGACAAGCCUUAUUCAUGUACCUGGUUUUGGACUUUAAGAUCAUAUUCUCGAGAGUGGCAAGGUCCUUCAACACUUGAGGUGUUGUUGUGAGUUGGUUGACAGUCCGUAAUCUUCUUGCCUUGUCUAGAUCUGCAACGAACAAGGCGGCGCUCCGAACAAAAGCCAGUGAAUUUGACAUUGCAGAUAGCGUACAUUCGUUGUUUUUAUCUAUACAUUUCAGUAGGCCUACAGUUUUAUUGGUGAACAGUUAAACUGUGUUCAUAACAAUGAAUAAAUCUAAAUUAGCAAUCGGACUUUUUGUCGCAGGUACGCUCACUGCAGUGUUUGGGUUAGUUAUUCUAUUCGUUGGACCAAUCAUCAUUGACGACCAAAUUGUGAAGAACUUAAUAAUAGACCCUAAGAAUGAGAUGUCCUACACCAUGUGGAAGGACGUCCCUGUCCCGUUCUUCAUGUCUGUCUACUUCUUCAACAUCCUCAACCCCACCGAAGUCCUUGCGGGAGAGAAACCCAUGGUGGAGCAGAGAGGACCAUACGUAUACAGGAAGCGUCUUCAGAAGCAGAACAUCACGUUCCAUCCCAACGACACAGUGUCGUAUCUUGAAUACAGGAGCUACUUCUUUGAGCCCAGCAUGUCAGUGGGCAACGAGUCGGAUGUGGUCACCAUCCCCAACAUGCUGGUGUUGGGUGCGGCGGUGAUGAUGGAGAACAUGCCAUUCGCGGUGCGUCUGUUGCUCAGCACCACCUUUAAGGGCUUUGAGGAGGGACCCUUCCUAAACAAGUCUGUAGGGGAGCUGAUGUGGGGCUACGACAGCAAGCUGGUGGACUUCCUCAAUAAAUGGUUCCCUGGGAUGCUGCCCUCCACUGGCAAGUUUGGCCUCUUCUCUGAGUUCAACAACUCUAACACUGGUCUGUUCACCGUCCACACGGGGAAGGAUGACAUCCGGCUGAUUCACAAAGUGAACUCCUGGAACGGCUUGACCAAGUUGAUAUAUUGGAAGACUCCCCAGUGUAACAUGCUCAACGGUACAGCAGGACAAAUGUGGCCUCCCUUCAUGACCAAGGAGUCCACACUGCCGUUCUACAGUCCUGACGCCUGCAGGUCUUUGGAGCUGGUGUACCAGCGGGAGGGGAUAAUGAAAGGGAUUCCCCUCUAUCGCUUUGUGGCUCCUACGACUAUGUUCGCUAAUGGCUCCGACUACGCUCCCAAUGAGGGCUUCUGUCCCUGCAGACAAUCUGGCCUCCUCAACGUCAGCAGCUGCAGAUCCAACGCCCCAGUGUUCAUUUCCCAACCCCACUUCUACAAUGCUGACCCUGUGCUGCUGGACUACGUACAGGGACUUCAGCCUACUGAGGACGAACACGGACUAUUCAUAGACAUCCACCCAGAGACUGGUGUGCCUCUGAAUGUGUCUAUCCGUCUGCAGCUCAACCUGUACAUGAAGAAGGUGUCGGGUAUCACGGAAACAGGGAAGAUCUCAGAGGUUGUGAUGCCCAUGAUCUGGUUUGAGGAGAAUGGGUAUAUGGACGGUGCCAUCGUGAAAACGUUCCACACCAACCUGGUGGUAUUGCCAAUGGUGAUGGUGUACAUGCAGUACUGUUUCCUAGGCCUGGGCCUGGCCACCGCACUGGGAGCUGUACUACUACACUACAGCGGGAAGAUCAUAAAAUGUGAGAGGACUGUCAUUCCGGACGCCAGCGUCAGCACUUCAUCCAGCGAGCAAACCCCUCUAAUACAGGACCACGUGGACUAACACGCAUGUAGGGGAGAGCUGCCUAGCCCAGUUCUGCAGGACUCUGUCUGCAUGUGUUGUAUUGAGACUGAUGAUCACUGGAACUCCAAAAACCACUGAUUCUCUCCUGCUAUCUAUCUGUCUCUCUCUCUCUCUCAGCUAUAAACUCUCUCACCUGGUACAGUUCUCACCUGGUCCUGCAUCUGCUCUCGGAGACUUUGGAGACCUUCAUUCUGUUCAGGACUCACGGAUCAACAGGGAAGGGCAGGACCACCCCGGUUGGUUCUGCUCUCUGGUGGUGUCCCAUCCAACCCUCCAAUGAGGAUCCACUCUCGGAAUACAUCACCGCAUCCUCAGUCGCUGUUAUGUGAAUCUUUCCUCGUCUGUUUGUCCUUCCAUUUCUUCCGAUGUUUUAACAACUUAGUAUCUUGUGUUUUUACUAUUCCUGAAAUGCCAUAGAAAACCACUCCACUAGAUCUGUAUUGUCCUGCUUUCCUUUCCUCUGGUCUGUGUAGUAGUUGCCUGUAUGCACGGACCUAGGAUCAGAAAAUCCUACCCUUAGCCUUUAGAGGAAGAAAUGGAAAAGUGACCCCAAAUCUGCACCUAAAAGCAACUUCAUUCUACAAUAUCUCACCAGACCAACGAAUCAAAAAGUGAACUUGUUUCUGGGGUGACUUCCAGUCAAUUCAGGAAGUAGAGAGAAAUUCCAACUAUCUUCCAUGCUUUUCAAUUAGGGAAACUGGAAUUUGGUUUACUUUCUGAAUUGACUGUAAUUUAGAUGGGAUUUACCCCCAACCCAGGGGCAAAGGCCCACCCACUCAGGUUGCGCCAAAAACGCAUAACUUGUCUGUGUUCCAAAUGGGAUAUUAUUUGUCUUUUUUACCUACGCACAGUACUUGACUUGGGCAGGAGCUCACUGGAACUGAGUACUGGCAACUCCAGUGUUCUUCUGCUUGAAUUCCUGCACCUCCUAUUGAAUAUUAACUCCAGUAUUAAGGAGUUCUGGCACUUAAAUAUAAACUGUACCGGCACCCAAAAUGAGUACUGGCAAGUCCAACACUGGCCUAAACAUGUCUAUGCAAACAGAAGGAAGGGUGUGUGUGAAAAUGAAAGGGAUAAAUAUUUACAAUACAUUUUAUUUGGCAGAUACCUUUCAGGGCAUCUUACAUAAAAUCUGGUGCUGUACAUAAAAUCCAUUUAAUUGAGGCCUAUGUAAUGAAUUUGAGUGAAUUAUUUACCGGGGCGUAAAAUAAACUGUCAGUUUACCAAUUUCAAAAUAAUGGGAGGGUUCUUGCACGUGUCACUUCACACUGAUACCAUGUGCAGUAAACUGUAGCAAUAGCUGUGUAGGCUAGGCUAGACUGUGUAGGAUACUCACCGUGAGCCAGAAAAGACUCACUAGCCAACAAAGCUCACUGUUUACAUUUUUUUAAAGAUGCCAUUUCUAGACGAGGAUGUUGGAGCAUAUGCCGUGUUAUUUGAUAUUCGCGAUUUCACCAUGAAGGGCCUCCAGUGCCCCUAUAUAUUACUCAGUUCUAAUUUAAGGGCCUUUAAGACAUUUUCAGUAAAUUCAAUCAGCGCUUACAAUGCUGUUAUCAUUCAAAACUUCUUUUUUUUUUUUUUUUUAAAUCAUAAAACGCUCUUCUCCACUUCGACUCAUGGACAUCAGUCCAGUGAAAUAAAGUUAUUUAAAUGUAUGCUCCGAUGUGCCUCGCAAAUAAUAGGCUCUUGUCUUACCCGUGUUAAUAGCCUAGCUUGGGACUCGUUUUGAAAUAGAAGGGAUUCUACGUUAUUUAUAAGGGAAGGCCUACAUGGAUGAAACUGGGUCUGUUAUUUAUAUAGGAAAAUAGGCAAAUCCAUCAAACAGUAUUUCCAGUCAAUGAUUUUUAGGAAUUGAAUUGGAAAUAGAACUGUGCCCUGUGUUUUUUCUGCCCAUGCAUUAUAGUUAGGCCCUAUAGGCUAUUGACCAUUUAGUUGUUCAUCAGAUUCUUCAUAUGCAAUUAAUAAUAUUCUCACCCAUUACAUUAUUGUCAAUUUAAUCUAGUCUUUAUGCUAACUGUGUGUAAAAUUAUUUUUGAUAUAGUUUAGGUGUAGUUUCGUCGGGCCAUCAGCUGCACAGACCUGAUGGGAGGAAAAAAUGACAUUCUCUUAAUAUCAACCAGAAUUUAGGUUAUAAGCAUUACGAUUCUAACAAUGAUCACGUGUUGGACUUAUUUAGGACGAGUCAAGGACAGGGGUGACAGCUUUAAAAAAUGGCAGAGUAAUUGAAAAAGUGAAUUUCCAGUCAAAAUGACUCUCUCGGCUCUCCUAGUGUUAAAGUUAAGAGUUUUUUUCCCCCCACCUAAAUGUUAGUGGGCCCUGCCAUGAAUGGAUUUCUGCCUAUGCCACUGCCUCAACCCAUGAUUUUCUUUUUUUGCAAUGUUAGGAAUAACGCCUCAUUCAGAGUAGUUUAGUUGAUCUAGAAAUGUCCCUCUGCUGAUGGCAUAGGCACCAAUGUGCCUUUUCAAUUGGGAACUUCUUUGCCCAAGCCCAAAUUGACUCCUAACCCCGUGCCACUCCAUGUAGAUGUGAGAGGAUUGGAUAGCUCUGGUAGCUCCACCUUGCCCUCUGGAUUUUCACCUUGCAGCAAAUGCUCAUGGGAGUCCAAGGCUAGGGGCCAGGGGUCCAUUUGGAAUUGGGCCGUUUAUGGUGUGUCCUGUGUCUAUUGUGGCCAUAGACCAGGGCUGCUCAAACAUUUGGGCUUGGUGGGCCAAAAUAUAAUCUAAGUGGUGGGCCACGGGCUGAACAUAUAAGUAUUUAUAAAAAAUAAAAUAAAAAGUAAACAAUAGCUUCUUAGUAAGCAAACAUAAAAUCACACUUCAAACAUUGUGUGUCGUGUCCCCCCCCCCCCCCCCAGGGGCCAUUGCACAAAUGUUGCCAUGACUUAUGCCAUGUUCAUAUGAUAUGAGUGAGUGACUAAGUUAACAAUCAGUGGGAUGCCCCUGGUGGGUAGGGCCCCUGGGCACAUGCCCUGCAUGCCCAGUUGGUCAUUUGGUGGUGAUUAGCCUACUACAAGGUUUAGAUAGCUGGCUAGGCUACCUUACCUAGCAAUAAAAACAUAUGUUACCCGACAUGGGCUACAUUACCAUGAGAGGCCAAACCAAAUGUUGUCGGCCCUGCCAUAGACCAUACUGUACACAGUAAUAAUUCUGUGAUUGAAUGUAAAGAGCAUAGUACAUAAACUGCUUGUGUCCAAACUAUGGCUGUGUCUCAAAUGGCACCCUAUAUAAUACACUACCUUUGGCCAGAGUGCACUAUUUAGGGAUUAGGGUGUCUUUUGGGACGCAUGCAAGGGUCUGGAUGCGUUUCAUUGUGUGCUUUUUGACAACACAGGAUCUUUGAAUGAGAUGGCUGAUGUGAGAUUUGUGAAUUUGCGCCGUCGUACUCCUUUAAGUGGUGAGAAUAACUUUGUAAAUAAAUGAAUAAAUGUUCCAUGAAUUGGAGUACAUUACUUCUA
This is a messenger RNA of Salvelinus fontinalis (brook trout), 5286 nucleotides long. RefSeq names its product scavenger receptor class B member 1-like. The transcript is spliced from 12 exons. Lineage: Eukaryota; Metazoa; Chordata; Actinopteri; Salmoniformes; Salmonidae. The coding region runs from base 327 to 1811 and encodes 494 amino acids. The record is from RefSeq and is a predicted model, not a curated record. Gene Ontology annotation, biological process: cholesterol efflux; cholesterol import; plasma lipoprotein particle clearance. Gene Ontology annotation, cellular component: cytoplasm; caveola. Gene Ontology annotation, molecular function: lipid binding; low-density lipoprotein particle binding; scavenger receptor activity.